ACAUUGUCCAGUUCACUGUUUUUCCAGCAAAUUUAACAAAAGCUGUUAUGGGAACAAAUAUAACAUUAGAAUGUGUCGCUCAAGGAAUCAAAUCAUUACCGAAAAUAAAUUGGUUGAAAAAAAGAGAUGGCGGCGGAGAAAAAGUUAUCAGUGAUUCGAAAAAGUAUCGAAAGAUAGCUGGUAAUCUAGUUUUAACUUCAAUCGACGAAAGUGACUCGGGAAUUUACAUUUGUAGAGCAUCAAUGGAUGAUAUUUCAAUCGAGACAAGUGCCAUUGUUGAUGUUCAAAGUACACCUCGAUUCGUGAAAAGUUUACAAAAUGUUAAAGUAGACGAAGGGAAAAACUUUACUCUUGAAUGUCAAUCAACAGUUUUACUUUCACGAGCUGAAUCUUUGGAUAAUUCAAGAAUUUCAGAAGCCGAUAAAUCAAUUAAUCAAAAGAAUCCGAGUACAAUCUCUAUUCUAGAUGAUAUAUUUAAACCCAAUGGAGGUGGAGAAAACAAUAGUAAAGAAAGAGAGAGAGGAAGAGGAAGGAAACGUCAUGGUAAACCAAUGAUACCGCCAAGUAAACCUAAAGUCAACAGGUUAUCAGAUUAUUCGGUUAUGGUUUAUUGGGAACUUUCCAACAAAACGAGUUUACCUGUUUCAUUUUUCAAACUUCAGUACAAAGAAUCGGGUCCCAAAAGUACAUGGAACACUCUGUCUGAAGAUAUCGCACCUUGGAUAACAACACAAACUGUUUCUGGUCUUGUACCUGACUCGAAAUAUCGAUUCAGAGUUAUGGCAGUUUUUAACAAUUCAGAUUAUAGAGAAAGUCCCGUUUCCGAUAAAUUUCAUCUGAUUCGAACUAGCAUGUUGAAGAAACCCAAAGACGCACCGAACAUAAUUGCAGUUGUACCACAAAGCUCUACACAAAUUCAAGUUAUUUGGGACAAUUACAAAAAAAGUUCGACUUCUAUUGAAGGAUUUAUUAUCCAUUAUCGUGCAACCUCAUCCGCGGGUGAUUAUUUCCAGAUUCAGUUUUCCAUGUAUUGGUAAACUUAGUUCAAUUAGUAUUGCAACUUUUUUCAAAGUAAACUCUGUCACCAAGUGAAAAUGGCUGAUCAAUACUUGCCAACGCAUUUUGUUAAGUAGAGGCUUUUAUUUUAGUGUUAAUUGUCACACAGAAACAUGAGGCACCCAUUAUAUUUAAUCAACUGUUAUAUUGUCA
Messenger RNA from Panonychus citri (citrus red mite), 1209 nucleotides. RefSeq names its product interference hedgehog-like. Gene Ontology annotation, molecular function: protein binding. Gene Ontology annotation, biological process: cell-cell adhesion. NCBI's taxonomy places the organism in Eukaryota, Metazoa, Arthropoda, Arachnida, Trombidiformes, Tetranychidae. The record is from RefSeq and is a predicted model, not a curated record.